AUGAUGCAAAAGGUCGGCAGCACGGUCUACAACGCAGGCGGCGUGGUCACCGAUGUCAAGUCUUACGGCAAGCAGUACCUGGCCUACAAGAUCCGCGGGGUGCACGGCAAAUUCGACCAGGCCAACAUCUGGGAAUUGGAGUUUGCAGUGUCGCCCGACGCUCUUAAACAGAUAAAUCGCGAGCUACGCAUCGACGAGUCCGUGCUGCGCUACGUGAUCGUGCGGCGUGACGCCUUGCCCAAGCUGCCGCCCGCCCGCAAGAUGUUCGACGCAGACCCCCAGUUUGGCCAUCUCCUGCGGAGCCCAAAACUCCCCGGCGCCAUCCCUAUCCCUCUAGCUGCCACUGGGGGCGCGUCUGCCCCGUGA
Messenger RNA from Monoraphidium neglectum, 366 nucleotides. RefSeq lists its product as hypothetical. The record is from RefSeq and is a predicted model, not a curated record. Gene Ontology annotation, cellular component: ribosome. Lineage: Eukaryota; Viridiplantae; Chlorophyta; Chlorophyceae; Sphaeropleales; Selenastraceae. Gene Ontology annotation, molecular function: structural constituent of ribosome; small ribosomal subunit rRNA binding. The coding region runs from base 1 to 366 and encodes 121 amino acids. The transcript is spliced from 2 exons. Gene Ontology annotation, biological process: translation.